UAAGAAACUAGUUUCCUAGCUGUUACGGAACUGAACAGGAAUUCUCACUUGUUCUUGAUGGAAAUACUUUCCUACUGAGUUUAGAAUUUAAGAAAUUGAUUUAAUUUUUUUUCCCAGUGCUAAUUAUUCCUCUUAGAACUAAAUGUGAUUCUUUUGAUGCCAGGGUCAAGGUUACAAGUAUGAGACUUGAGUAGGAGAAGUCGCCGGUUCCAAAUCUCUGGUGUGGUCAUUGGUAAAGAUAGGCCAAUAGGGAAACAAGACCCUUCUGAAUGAAUUUUGAGCUGUUUUCUUUAAAUUAUUAAUGCUCUCAUUAUAAUAGUAGAGAUGAAUAGUUGACAUAAUUAUAGAACAUUAACUGCAUCUCAUGAGCAUAUAAACAAUAUAAGUAACUUCCUUUUUAAUUAUUUUUUAGCUUUCCAUCCGGAAACUUAAUAGACGAAAUGGAAGAUCCUUACCAGCUGUUAGAAUUGUCAAGAAUGGUGGGCUUUAUUAAAUUGUUGCCCUAGUACCUUUUCUACUAUUCGAAUAAAAAUGUUAGGCAAUCAGUUUUCCAAAAAAAUAAAAAUACUAAUGCAUAAAAUUGAGCUUUUAACCAAUUUAUGGAGAUGAGACCGUGUACUUUAACACGAAGUGAUAGUUGUCUUUUGUCAUGUAGUAAUAACCUUUUAUUUUAUUUUUGUCCUUGUAUAAAGUUUUUUUAUAAAUAAAAUCGGGUCAGAUCGAACUGGAUCCAAGUCCUUAGUCUUUAUACAAUUCACGAAACAAAUUAAUUCCAUUAUGAUCCAUAUACAUUUUUUGACCGAUCCAUGUUCAUUUUUUGAGCUUAGAGACAGAAAAAACAAGGACAAAAAUAAAAUAGAAUAGAAUAAAAAAUCAGCAGUCCUGUAUAAGAUGCAUCUCAAAAUCCCAGUCAAAUAGGCCAGAGUUAAUCCAGAUUACGACUAGUUUAAUUUAUUGCAUAUCUUAUACAGAAGAAUAUCUCACUAAGCUAAUAAUUUGUUCAAGAUAAGCUAAUAAAACAACUGUUACCGUCAAUCUUGACUACUCGUCCCUCUUCCACUACAAAGGAAAUGUUGAAAAUGAGCAAGCCGGUCUCUAUCCUUACUUGACUUUUACAUUUCUCAGUUUCAGCAAGAUCCAUCCAAACAAAUGCAUUUUCACUCUAUAUAAAGAGAAGUAACGUCUUUAUGCAGUGUAGCAUUUAGUUCAGGUAUUUGCAUAACCUGAUAACCCACUUGAGUUUUAGAAAAUGGCAGAGGCUAUCAACAAUGUAUCUUCAAAGAGGAUUGCAGUAGUAACUGGAGCCAACAAAGGAAUUGGAUUGGAGAUAUGCAGGCAGCUAGCAUCCCAAGGAGUUACGGUCGUAUUAACAGCUAGAGAUGAAGGGAGAGGCACUGAAGCUGUUGAGAAACUUAAAAACUCUGAAGUUUCUGAUGUUUUGUUUCAUCAGCUUGAUGUAGCUGAUCCUGCCAGUGUUGCUUCGCUAGCAAAUUUUAUCAAGACCCAGUUUGGGAAGCUUGAUAUUUUGGUUAACAAUGCAGGAGUUGGUGGAAUGACAGGGACUCCACCUACUUUCAAAGAAGAGGAAAAUGGAUUUGAAAGAUUCAUGAAGUUAUUAGAAGUGGCAAAAGAGACUCCUGAGACAGCAGAGGAAUGCCUGAACAUAAAUUAUUAUGGUAUGAAGAGAGUAACUGAAGCUCUGAUCCCUUUUCUUCAGCAAGCAAAAGCACCCAGAAUAGUGAAUGUUACCUCUAUCUAUGGACAGCUAAGGAGUAUCCCUGGAGAGAGCAUAAAAAAAGCAAUGGGCGACGUGGAUGAGAAAACAGAAGCUAGGCUGGACGAAACGCUGCAAUCGUAUGUCAAAGAAUUGAAAGAAGGAAAACUCAACAGUGUCUGGCCGACAAAACCAACUUGUUACAUACUAUCCAAAGCAGCCAUGAAUACAUACACUAGGCUUCUAGCAAAGAGGUUUCCCUCGGCCUGCGUCAACUGUGUUGCUCCUGGUUCCAUCAAAACAGACAUAAACUACAAUACAGGGAUUUUGACCGCUGAAGAAGGUGCUAAAGGGCCUGUUAUGUUAGCUUUGCUUCCUGAUGGUGGCCCUUCUGGUCUUUUCUACGACCAAAGUGAGAUAGUUCCCUUCGAGUAAUACAAGUAGUAAUUUAUGACUCCAUCUAACAUGGAGAGAAUAGCAUCAUAUGAAAUAAAUAAAUCAGAAGCAACAUACCAUGAUGUAUACCUACAAUUAUGUUGCUGUAUAUCUUGCGAAGAUGGCCCGCAUGCUUUUCCUUCUGUUUUGUUAUUAAUGUAGUGUUGUAUUUGUGAUAUACUUCACGGUUUGUGAUUUGUAGUGUGAUAAUAAGAGAUUAUUCCU
Asparagus officinalis (garden asparagus) is the source of this 2374-nucleotide messenger RNA. RefSeq names its product salutaridine reductase-like. The transcript is spliced from 5 exons. The coding region runs from base 1250 to 2149 and encodes 299 amino acids. Gene Ontology annotation, molecular function: oxidoreductase activity, acting on the CH-OH group of donors, NAD or NADP as acceptor. Gene Ontology annotation, cellular component: membrane. The record is from RefSeq and is a predicted model, not a curated record. NCBI's taxonomy places the organism in Eukaryota, Viridiplantae, Streptophyta, Magnoliopsida, Asparagales, Asparagaceae.